AAAAGUUUUAGAUAUUCGUUAUUUUUUUUUUACUUUCAUGGAUUCAUAGUCAUGGAAAAGGGAACGAAAAUCAAUAUUUAAAUGUAUACCCGGUGACUAUUGAUUGUAUGAGUCCACCUGCAGCUCAGAACCCCCCGUAACUGGUGGUACCGCCCAUUGCCUGACCGCGUCAAUUCACAUGCAAGGAACAGCUGCUGAAGCAUUUAUCUUGCAUCCAUAAUGCUCCUGAGAAAGAAAUGGCUCACAAGGAUUUUACAGGGAGGCUUGCUGUUGAUAUUGGUGGUGACUGUGAUAAUAAACAUUUCAUUCAUUCUGGAGACACAUAAGAAAAACCUAGAUAAAGAGAGAAAUACCAAAGAAAAAGAACAAGCAUCUGUCUUCAAGGAAAAAAGGGAGGAGUUACCCAAGGAAAUUUCUCUUGCAGUCACCUCCAGCAAGUCUCUGGUGCAUGUGACUGUGAAUGAAGUCACGGUUUAUCAGGAUGAUGAUUUUGAUGUCAACCGAGGAAUUCAUUUGGUGGUGCUCAAUCAAGCCACUGGAAGUGUAAUGGCUAAGCAGGUGUUUGAUACAUACAGUGCAGGGGAGGAUCAAGCCAUGCUGAAUUUCCUCAGCCGCGUCUCCAAAAACCGAGUUCUCAUCUUCGCAAUCAAAGAUGAGGGGUCGUUCCAGCUGAAGGCUCCAGUCCGUAGCGUCCUGCGAGAGAUGGGCAGUGUGACAGUGGACAGAUUGUCAUUCAGAGACAUGUGGAUAUUCAUUUGUCACAAAGGAGGUAACGUCGUCAGUGAACGUCACAGUAAAGUGGAGAGUAUGGGGAUGUGGGGCAAUCGCAUCACAGUAAAGGAAGUCAUUAAACUGGUUCCCUUACAAGAUUCUAAAUGCUCUUGGCCAGAGAAUGAUUCGAGGCGACAGAACUUUUGUGAGAAGAUGGAGGGAUAUGGUAAAGUGUGUGACUGUGAUGAUCCCGCCCCGAUCACUUUCAGUCCUCCCAAGCUGGAAGUGGACAAUUUGGACAAUGUCGCGAUAACAGUCAUUGCUAGCAACCGACCACAGUAUCUCUACAGAAUGCUUGUGAAGCUGUUGGCGACAGCUGGAGUGAAGCCGGAGAUGAUCACGGUCUUCAUCGAUGGAUUUUUUAAGGAGCCCCUGGCGGUGACCAGACUUCUGGGGUUGAGAGGGAUCCAGCACACUCCCCUAGGAAAGAAGAAUGCCCGGGUUAGUCAGCACUACAAGGCCAGCCUCACUUCCACAUUCGAACUGCACCCUAGGGCGCUGUACACUAUCAUUAUAGAAGAGGAUCUGGAUGUGUCACCUGAUUUCUUCAAUUACUUCAGCCAGACUCUACCAUUGAUGGAGGAGGACAACACCUUAUACUGUGUCUCCGCUUGGAAUGACCAGGGGUACUCUCACUCCUGUAAGGACCCGGGGCUGUUGUACAGAGUGGAGACAAUGCCAGGGCUUGGAUGGCUGCUAAAAAGGAAACUCUUCAAGGAGGAGCUAGAGAAACAAUGGCCGUCACCUGAUAAACAGUGGGAUUGGGACAUGUGGAUGAGGCUACCCAUGAUAAGGAAGAACAGAGAAUGCAUCAUCCCGGACAUCUCGCGCACAUAUCACUUCGGGUCCAAAGGACUCAACAUGAACCCUUACUUCCAAGAACUUUACUUCAAGAGACAUUCCAUUUUAAACCAGUCUGCUGUCAUUUUGAAGGAUAUAGACAGAAUGACAUCAGCUAAGUAUGAGGAGAUGAUUGAAGAAAUUCUCAAAUCGGCUAAAGUUGUUGAUCACACAAAAAAUCCUUGUGAUGAGAGUCUCAUUCCGGAAAACAAGGACACUGUCCAUGUGAUGUACAUAGAGAUGAAGGAUGCGACACACUUUGUGACUUGGAAACAGCUUGCUAAGUGUCAUCAUCUGUGGGAUCUAGACGAUCGUGGAUUCCAUAAGAGCAUGUGGCGACUUUUCCUGAAUGGUACACCAGUCAUGUUAGUGGGAGUUCCAGCUUCUCCCUAUCAUAGCCAUAAGCCUGACAGUGUGUCUCCAUUUGUCCUUCAAAAGCUAUCGGAGAAACCAAAAAACUAGAAUACACACAACAUGGAGGUUGGACACAGUCUACAAACAACUCCCCAUACCGGAAAUGGACUACUGUAAAGGAUUAGGACCUGAUAUAAUGAUGUGUUACAUAGGAAACGGACUACUGUAAAGGAUUAGGACCUGAUAUAAUGAUGCCAAUAUCAUAAGUAUUACAUUUUCUUUUUAUAUGUUUUGAAUUAAAAUUGUUUGUUUUUGUGCAUUCUAAUCAAAAUAAUUACAUUGAGAUCCCCCUUCCUUUUCUUAUCAGAUAACAAAAUUUAAUACACAAAGAUAUGAUAUAUACAGUCAAACCUUAUUAUCUCAAACUCGAUGGGACCGAGAAAAAAACUGAGAGAUAUUCGAGGAUUUGAGAUAUCGAGAAUAAAAUACUUUAAGAAUAAGUGGUUGGGACUUCCGAAUCACUUUUAAAGGACACAUCGCAUGUUUUUAAACUUUUUAAUUUUUUCAGCAAAAUUAAUUCAUUUCAUGCCUAAAACUACUUUACAUGUGUUUUAAAUGAAACAGUUUGCGUAGUUUUCGAGUUUGAAAGCGAUGAAAUUCAUUUCUUGCGAUAUGCAUAUUUUCUUCGAUAUUUUACGCGCCAUUAUCUGUGACGUCAUAUGCGACCUCGAGCGAGAAGAUUUGAAAACAGUUGAUAGUCAUUUCAUAAACAGAUUAGAUUUAAUUGACAAACAAACAAUUAUCACAUUAACAGUUUGUAAAUAACACUGCAUUAGGGUGUUUUGUGCCGUUUAAGGGUGUACUUGCUGUCAGUAGAGAAGAUUUGGACUGUGUUUUUUUCAAUUUUCGAAGGAAGUUAUGAGAGACAAGACGUGAAUAUUUUUCGUCGGCACAACGACUUUGCCAUAAAACCCCCCAGUAAAAUUUGUCCCUGUACUUUUUCAAACAAGCACUUGGACAAAUACGUAGAUAAACUGCGAGAAAAUGGUUCCAUCGAAGCUACGCACUGUUACAUAUAGGCCUACGGCAUAUGCUUUCCGUUCUGCUCUCGAAUUCAAUACACACUCGCACCAACUGACCUUCACCUUGUAACAACAUAUAGGCAGAACUUUGCUAGCAGUGUCUACCAACUGGUAGUUUUAAAAAAGAAAUUUAAAGAUAAAAGAUAAUUGAACUUUCAAUUAUAAAUAAUAAAAUAUAAUAUUUCCCAACUUUGAAUUGAAUUAUAAUGCUUACAUUAUUUUUAAGGAACGCUAUGUGUUUACAACAACAGCACGCUGCGCUCCCACUUCCUAAGUAACAACGUGUUGAUAACAAAAAAUAAUGAUUAGGCCUAAUAAAAUUGCUUUAAUAAAAUAAUUUAAAAGUAUUGUGAUUUUCAUAAUAAGUUUGAUCAUUAUUAUUAUUUUUUCUUUUUCGAAAUGCGCCCGUGACAGUAGGCCUAGUUUUCAAUGAUACAUACAUGUAAUCGUAUCAUAAUUUAGGCCUAUCCAACUUCUCCAAAAAUAAAUUUAAUAAUAGUUGCACUGUUUAUUUUAGAAAAGCAACACCGCUAAUUACAGUUGUUUACAGACAUGGCAUUACCAAAUUGUGUUUAGACAGUGAUCCGAUGUAAACAUUAUUUACUCGCAAAUUUAUGCAGAUUUCAUACUCGCUUUUCUCGCUAAAUUUGGGUCGCUAUUUGUAUGCACUGGUGGCUAAAAGAUAUAAGACUCGAGAAAUUUGUCAACAUCGAAAUAAAUGUUAUCCAUGGUAAAUUUAUUAGGCCCCUAAAACCCGAGUUUUUAAAAAUAUCUAACACUACUUUUACAACAAGUUGAUGGACGAAGGUCGCAUAUGACGUCACUGUACCACGUGACUACCUAUCUAAUUAACUAGGCUUUUUGAAAUCGGGGCUUAGAUUUAAGUCCGUAUUGUGGCUAAUUAUCGCAAUACUUCAGCGAACGAACUAUUACAAUUAAUUUCUAUAAGCAUAAGGAAGACAAAAUGCAUAUAAUUCUGUAUACUUUGAAAACACGAGAUGUGUCCUUUAAGUAUCCAUGGUAUUCAAGAUAUCGGUGUUCGAGACACUGGAGUUCAAUUGUAUAUUAUGGUGAAUUUGUGAUUUUGCAUCUUGAUUAUGAUUGUUGUGAAAGAUUAACAAAUUUUAUUUUACCUUAAUGUAUUUAUACAUAGUUAUGGUUCUUGAGUGAGUUUUUCCAAACCUUGAAAUCUUUGCCAAAACUGUUGUUAUAAUCUAGUCAGUGCUUAGGUAUUACUUUUGUUUUGCUCUUUGAUGUAAGUUCAAUGCUUGCCUGAAUGCCAGGUUUGAUUUUGUGCCUGUAUUUUACAUGUGUCCAGCCUGAAUGCCAGCUUUGAUUAUGUAUUUUACACGUGUCCAGCCUGAAUGCCAGCUGUGAUUAUGUAUUUUACACCCGCUUAUGUUUUAUGUCUUCUGUUUGCACAAAGGUUGUGAGUAAAUCUAUGCAAUGCUAUAUUUUUCUCAGCAUUUAAAAAAAAAAGAAUUCACUUUUAUAAUGUUGUUAAUGUAUAUUGUACCAGACUGGAUUAUGAUAUAAUGCACCCAGUUUGAGGUUUUACAUUCUCAGACUAACACUACGCAGGAUAUCGCGGUUAAUUUCGUCUUUCUACUUGUCAUUAGUGGUAAACUCAUCGAGAAAACAUUAUUGAUUACAAAUAUGCACAAAUCAUUUGAUUGGUGAUUUUGUAAAUCCUCCACAGGAUUUGAAUAAUUCAGAGAUGGUGAUAAACAAUGGUUCCACCUUCAUAAGGAACAAAAAUUAAUGGCAGUUUGAUUAAUGUCCUUAUUUUUUUUUUUUUUACGCUUACAGCUUUGGAGACUUGCCUCUUUUGUCAUACUUUCUGGGCAUGGGCAAACUCUCUGAUUGGUCAGUUCUAAUUUACGAAUAUUUUAGAUUUAACGACAGUUUCUCAGUGAGUGUUCCUAUGGGUGAUGUGUAGAAAGAUGAACUGAGCUGUGAGAAUCCAAUAUGUAUUUACCUCGGACCUGCUCUCCUGUUCUGUAUAGUGUUACAUUAAGUGUAGCUGCAGAUCCUGUAGCUCAAUGGGGCUACCCCACUAUUUUGUCAGAGAGCUACAGAUCCACAGCUACACUUAGCUUGGUAUAUUGUCUGUUCAAACAAUUGUUUAGAGCAGGUCUGAAUUUUAGAAGGAGUUAACCUUAUUGGAACAUACUGGCCUUAAAAGUUGUAUAUAAAUUUUUUUUUUUAAUUUAUUAGUACAUAAAUGGAAGAAAGGAUUGCUUGAUAUGAAAUAGGAAGAAUUUUAUAUUAGAUGUCUAUACUGUAUAUUUAUUACAUUUUCAUGAAAAAUGUUUAUUUUUGUAUUUUUUUUUUCAAGCAGAAAAUUGUGUUCAAACAUGUCACCAAACAAGAUUGAGCCAAUCAAACAAUAUGACUGAACAAAUCUUUAAAAAUUCAAGUCGUUAAUCUACUCUUUGUUUCUAAAACCAAAAAAGGUCUGUUUUCGGUUUCGCAUUUCAUUUGGUGCAUUUUACAAAACAAGUGUAGAAAUGCAAAAAAAAUGAAAUGUCAUUUUUGUAUUUGUCGGGAUUCUGACAAUAAGAUAUGGCUAUACAUCCUUAUUUGCAGUCUAUACUAAUUUAAGGGGGAAAAAAGAGAAAGAAAGAACAAUCUUGUGCCUUUCUAGGUAUUUAACUUCAAGCAUUUGUACACACUGAACUUUAAUUAUCAAAUAUUUAUGUAUAAAGAUUUGUUUCAGUUUCAUAAAUUUUGAGUGCCAACAAUUUUCUUUCCUUUUUUUGCCUUUCUUAUUGCUCUCUCUCUCUCUCUCUCUCUCUCUCUCUCUCUCUCUCUCUCUCUCCAUAUGAUUUUAAUAUUUAUCAUUGUAAAUAUUUUUUGGAUAAGAAUCUACUUUCACUUUUGUGUCUUUAUUUAUGGAUCCAAUUUUUCGUUGUUGAGAUUUCUGUUGCAUUGCUCACAAAAAGUAAUAAUUACCAUGGAUACAAAUACAGUGCUCAAACAUACUAUUUUGGUGCAAUAAUUUUCCCCUUAAUUUACUAAUGUUAUUAGUUUACUUACUCAUUUUGAAAACUAUUUGAUAUCAUGUUUGAAAUGGCAUUCCAUGUAUGUACAAUCAAACACUGGUACUGUUACACAGUACAAAAAAAUCAGACAUUGAUUUGCAAUAUUCAUUCAAGCGAAGCAAGAUUGUUGCAGACUUGGAAUGAAAUAAAAUGAUCAGAAAUGUCAAGAUGAUGAGAAAUAUUUUACACCUGUGUACAGGUGAUCCAUCAGUGUUUCCUGAUCGGAUCUGGAUUUAUGUCGAAAUGCUUUAAGGUAUUUUUUUUUUUAAUUACAAACACUAUAUGUUAAAUGUUUAUACAAAAGUCAACUAUUUUUUAUUUUUUUUGAGUGUUUACAGCCCAAGUGCCUUCACAGGCAGUGUAGUGUUUCAUUUGCCUUGAACCGUUAUUUCUUGUUCAUACUUAAGUAACAGGUGCUCCAAAAAGUUUAACGUUCUCUUUAUUUCCAUUGAAAGUUUGUUUACAAACUAGUCAGUGUCUGUUCUUAUUAUAUUGAUUACUGAGUACUAGUACUUAUAAAUUAGACGUUUUCUAAUAAACUGUUUUGAGUUUA
Messenger RNA from Ostrea edulis (European flat oyster), 6644 nucleotides. RefSeq names its product protein O-linked-mannose beta-1,2-N-acetylglucosaminyltransferase 1-like. Bases 220 to 2073 code for a protein of 617 amino acids. Gene Ontology annotation, cellular component: Golgi membrane. Gene Ontology annotation, biological process: protein O-linked glycosylation via N-acetylgalactosamine. The transcript has 22 exons. Lineage: Eukaryota; Metazoa; Mollusca; Bivalvia; Ostreida; Ostreidae. Gene Ontology annotation, molecular function: beta-1,3-galactosyl-O-glycosyl-glycoprotein beta-1,3-N-acetylglucosaminyltransferase activity. The record is from RefSeq and is a predicted model, not a curated record.